AUGCGUGCCUCGUACGUGGCAGCGACCGCGGGGGCGGCAUUUGCCAGCAUUGCCGUCGCAUGGAGGCCGACCACAGACGCAGACAACGACAAAGUGACCGUGUCAAAAGCAUGUCCAUUCGAAGGUCUGUGCUAUGAGCUCAACAUUCCCAACAUCACGGCGACCACUGGACGCGGAGACAUCUUCUUUCAGGUCCGCGCAAAGUCAGACUACCAAUGGGUUGGCCUGGGCCAGGGGUCCGGGAUGACCAACGCCAACAUCUUCGUGUUUUACCAGGCUCAGAACGGAAAGGACGUUACAGUUUCACCACGCAUAGGUGUAGGUCAUGAGGAACCGCUUUGGGACUCGAGGGCAGACAUUGAGCUUCUGGACGGUUCUGGGAUCAAGGACGGCUGGAUGACCGCGAAUGUGCGUUGCGGUGAUUGCGAUAGUUGGGCCAGCGGUACUAUGGACUUCACUAAAGACCGUGCCGACUGGAUCUACGCGGUCAAAAAGGGCGAGCCGCUGAACUCGAAUGACGUUGAGGUGACCAUCAGCAAGCACGACCGCGCUACGCCAUUCACGUGGCCGUUGAAGAGGGCCAAAGGAGGCGACUCCUCGAAUCCGUUCCUUGACGCCGACAGCAACGUAUCGGAUGAUUCCAGCUCCGGCGCUGAAUCGAUUUCGACAGAAUCGAGCGCACAGGUCAGCGAGCAACUUGUCAACAUACAUGGCGGGCUUGCCACUCUGAGUUUCGUCAUCCUCUUCCCCAUCGGCGGCAUCCUCAUCCGUCUCGCAAAUUUCAGAGGUGGCCUGUGGAUACAUGUUGGGUUGCAGAUCGUCGCAUGGAUCGCAGCUAUCGGCGCGAUAGCCACCGGGGCGCGCAUUGCCAACGCUAUGGAUCUCUUCAUGCACGCGCAUCCUAUCAUUGGAGCGGUUCUUGCACUUCUCUUGAUCGGCCAGCCUGUCUACGGUUGGAUCCACCACAAGAAGUUCAAGCAGAUCGGACAACGGACCAAGUGGUCGUACGCUCAUCUUACCAUCGGCCGCGUCGCUGUGUUCGGCGGCAUGAUCAACGGUGGGCUUGGAAUAAUGCUCGCGGGCGAUACAGAGCAGACCAAGAAGAUCGCCUACGCCGUGAUCGCUUCGGUGCUGGCAGUCCUCUACAUUGCUGCCAUUGUCUGGGGCGAGAGGCGACGGAAGAGGACCAAAAUGACACCAACAGGCUUCCGGACCGAUAGCAACGGUAAUUCGACCACACUGUUCAACAAUGAGCAAGGUGACCCGCACGGGGGUCAUGAGAUGCGCCGGCUUUGGCUAUCCGACAAAAGGCGUGGUCACCAGCGGUCCAGCACCGAAUACGCACCACUGGCGGCUGGAGAGGGCUAUGGAGAGGAAUCGCACUCUCGUUCACACAGCCGAGCGCCUUCAGUGUCGCCGAGCGGGAGGUAUUCGGAUGGUGGACAGGGUUAUAUGGAUGCGCAGGCCAGAGCGUCGAUGACAUGA
Messenger RNA from Saxophila tyrrhenica, 1485 nucleotides. RefSeq lists its product as uncharacterized. The transcript has 2 exons. NCBI's taxonomy places the organism in Eukaryota, Fungi, Ascomycota, Dothideomycetes, Mycosphaerellales, Extremaceae. Bases 1 to 1485 code for a protein of 494 amino acids. The record is from RefSeq and is a predicted model, not a curated record.